AUGCUGAAGCCCAACGGGUCACCCACAGCGCGCCCGGCUCAGCGGAGGAAGGCGAAGAACGAGCUGGGCGGCGGCCUCACGGCGGCGCAGAAGCGCGAGGCGGAGGCGUGCGUGUCGCUGCAGGAGCAGCGGGUGCCGGCCACCAUCUUGACCGGCUUCCUGGGCGCGGGCAAGACCACGCGCCUCGGCUUCGCUUUUGCGGUCUCGGCUUUUUCGAAGCAGGCCGCGCGAGUGGCGCAUGGCGCGCAUUUCCGGGGAAGGUUCCUGAACUUCGUGCUGAAGAGCCUCGGCCACGGCCAGAAGAUCGCGGUGGUGCAGAACGAGUUCGGGGCCGUGCCCGUGGACGAUCAGCUCAUGCUGCUGGAGCAGUCCGCGGCCGAGACCAUCGUGAUGCCCAACGGCUGCCUCUGCUGCCGGGUGCGCGGAGACCUGGUGGAAGCCCUGAGGCCUCGCCUGGGAAAUCGGCGGAGACAUCGGCGGAGAAAUCGGCGGUUCCGGGGUUACGGGAUUCGUGUGCACAGAAAAGCCGAGGUAGUCGCCCAGACGCAUUGUUUGCACGGGGGAUAUGUUUGGUGA
Molecule: messenger RNA, 576 nt
Organism: Effrenium voratum
Lineage: Eukaryota; Dinophyceae; Suessiales; Symbiodiniaceae
Source: the annotation of a GenBank genome assembly